Dermacentor andersoni is the source of this 1496-nucleotide messenger RNA. RefSeq lists its product as uncharacterized. The record is from RefSeq and is a predicted model, not a curated record. Gene Ontology annotation, biological process: regulation of transcription by RNA polymerase II. Gene Ontology annotation, molecular function: RNA polymerase II cis-regulatory region sequence-specific DNA binding; DNA-binding transcription factor activity, RNA polymerase II-specific. Lineage: Eukaryota; Metazoa; Arthropoda; Arachnida; Ixodida; Ixodidae.
ACCGCUUGGCCUCGCAGUUCGGAUACUGCGCUUGGCCACUGCAGGCAAGUCUGGAAAUAUCUUUGCGGCGGCCGCUCGCAUUCUGUCAGCGUCGAAAGUAACUCGCAGCUACCUUUGUAGUUUCCCGCGCUUCUAGACAGGAAAGAGCGUCUCCCGGUGAAGUUUCUCGUGAAAUAUUGGUCCCAAAGAUAGGCUGUGCUGUUUCUUAGAAGCAUCCGCGAAUGGCCGAGGAGAACACAACCGGCUUCGGCUCUUCGGCGCCCGAAACCACCGGAACCGAGAAUACAAGCCUUGCUAGUGCUGACGUACUUCCAGUCAUCGCCGAAGAAACUGUAAGGAACCCAGAAGGCACCUGGGAACUGCCGCCGGGGCAACAUGGGAACCAGGCUGCUAACACAACCCUCGUAUGCUUUCAGUGCCGCAUUGCUUUCGAUUGCGAGGAAGAUUUUCACGAUCACAUGAUCAACCACGUGACUGGCAGGAUCCCUGAAGGUGCCAGGGAGCUGCCGCUGGGCCAACAAGAGAACCAGGCUGCUGACACCAACCUCGUGUGCUUUAAGUGCGGGAUUGCUUUCACUUUCUCGGAAGCCUUCCAAGAUCACAUGACCAACCACACAACCAACCACAUGGUCGGGAUGCCAGCCGGUACACAGAAAGCCGAAGCGCAGUACGAGGGGGACUACACCGGCAGCUCGUCAAACGCAUGUCGUGCGUUUGGGAAGGUUUUCACCAGGAUGUCGAGCGUGCAGCCACACUUGCUCACGCACACGGGUGAGAGACCGCAUCCGUGCCCGACUUGCCCCAUGAAAUUCAAGCAGAAGCAUCACCUGGAGGAUCAUUUGCGAACCCAUACGGGCGAGAAACCGUUCAAGUGUCAUUUGUGUUCCAGUGUCUUCGCUCACAAGUCCACGCUGGACGCGCACGUGAUGGCGCACACCGGCGAAAGGCCGUACGAGUGUCCUCUCUGCGCUCGCCGAUUUAGUCGAAAAUCUCACCUCAAUCGGCAUAUGGGAUCGCAGGGCUGCAAACAGUGACGUCAUCGCUUUGGGUCGGCAAGGAAUCGAGCUCGAAAACGCAACCUCUGUGAAACGAACGCUUCUGUGUACUGUUUACUGCGCUCGGAUGUGCAGUGUGUGAAGUGCAGUUUUCAGUGUUGGUAGUGAUCUCGAAGCACACGGUACGCAGCUUAGCCGAUGUGUUCAGUGAGACAUCGUGUGCGAGUACUGCAACCAGUUCGCUCAUCGAGGAAUCCUUCUGCCUUAUAUUGGCGGGAACACACUGCAGAGAAGCCGCAAGCCUGCCCUAUGUGGUAGCAGCUCUUUCUAAUAAUGUAGCGAAGAUAAACACCUCUGACAUGGGUAGACAGGCGUGAAAGUGUGGAAAUACGAGCGCCCAAUAUUUCUUUAUUUUUGGUAUUCUAUUAUGUAUGCCUAUUCACCUGAGGCACGAGACUAGAUAUCUGUACGAUUUUUAAUAAAGACGUAAAGUGCGUUUCA